CAGUUGAUAGCAAGAGUAACUGGGUACUUACUUUGUCUAUCAUGGGUCCAUUUAUGUACUUACUUAAGUAGAUCAAUCACAGGGUGUGUGUACUGGGUGAUUGAAUCUUGGGAAGUAGGGGUUUUGAGCUUUUUCCUUUUCUUUUCAAAGGGCCAAGCUUCUUGGCUUGGCUAGGGUUCCUUUUAUUCAAGUGUAUCAGUUGAAAAUUCAAUAAAAUUUUGAUUUUUUCUGAUUCCACAAUUGAAUCCCACCUCACUUGCUUCCCCUUACCUCUGUCUACAAGUCUUGCUAUGUUUGUAGCCAAGACAGCAACACAUCGGUGCUGCAACCUAGGCCAAAGAAAGAAAGGAGGAAAAGAAAGAAAUAGUAAAGGAGGAAGAUGGUUUGAAACUUUCUCUCCCAAAUUCAUCUCGAUCAAAAACUUCACCGAAAUGGCCGCCGACGACCUCAAGAAGCUCACUGUGCUUCUCUGCAUCGUCACCUCCCAGGCCGCCCUCAUAUUCACCUUCAGCUACGGUAAACGAACAAUCAUAAAUGUCCCACAAUAUAUAACCUUGAGUUUAUUUCGGUAAACAAAUCUUCGAUCUCUAAUAAUAAUAUUCUCUCCACUUGUUGUUUUUAGAGGCCUACCCUCUCUUCCUGGUAGCGACGACGACGACAGACGAUCUCUAGAUGUCGGCGGCACAGACGGCCCACUUCCAUGACGACACCAAGUACGUGGCGUUCUUUGCCUCAGGGUUCGUCGCCGACUUCCUCGGCCGGAGGUGGGCUCUCGUCAUCUCAGGAGUUGUCUCCUCUUUUGCCCUCCUCGCGACGUCGCUGGCGCCAUCCUGCGGAGUUCUGAUCUCCGGGAGGCUGGUUUCCCUGCUCGGAGCCGGGCUCGGGCUCCCCGUCGCGCCGGCUGUCCACAUCAGCACUUCUAAUACCUCAUUUAUCCACGUCAGUGUGAAGGAAUCUUUGUCCAAUUCUCUUUCCUCCUCCUCGGAAGAAAGGCUUUCUCAUUGGAAAAAGGGUAGUGCUUAGUGUUUUAUUAAUUUUUGGAAAAAAACUCAAAAAAGCGGUUAUAGGGCAACUAGCCAACCAAAUAAAUAGGUUCAACCGAUUUUGAUUUAAGCCUGGUUAUUAAUCAAUGACCCUCACUAAAUGUAGAAGGGUUAUAGGUAUAAUUUGCCCCUCUACUUUGCAAAGUUACCAAACAUGCCACUCUACAAUGUUUCACAUCAAUUUCGCCCUUAUACUAUAACAAAGUUAACAAAUCUACCCUUCCAUCCACUUUUCUGUCAGUUGACCGUUAUAUUGGGUCAAUUAGGACUGAAUCAAUUUAAUUGUAGUGUGUAAUUACCUAAAUGUCCUUCCUGAUGAAUAUCAAGCCUUAUCCGACGAUUGAUGGAUGUCGGCCAGAGAGCAGUAGACAGAAGGCGGGCAAGGAUGUGAGAGGCCCCGACAUUUUUUUCGUUAGAUGCGAAGAAUGGAAGAAGGAAGGGGAUUAAAAUAGAAAAUUCUAAUAUCUCAAGGCUGUCUGUCUCCCUUACGUUAUGGUAUAGAGGAAACAAUUCCCAUUCUUUGCCCCAAUCUACAUCUUUUGCAAUCAGGGAAGGGGUUCAUAUAUUUCAUGAUAAUAAGAAACCCAUCAUAGGGGAAAACCCACCAAUCACCGAAACAGAGAUUCGUGGCGGCAAUUGCCUUCUCCACAGCUUCUAGCGCAAGGCUCUAGGGCUUGAGGAGGUGGUUCGCAGUGAAUCGGCGGCGAAGUGUGUUUUGCUGCUGCCGCGGAGGAAGGCGAAGUGGGCAUUUAAGUAAUUUACACUCAGGUUAAAUUUAUUAAGCCAUAAUUGACCCAAGAUAAUGGUCAAUUGACACAAAAAUGGAUGGAAGGGUAGAUUAGAUAACUUUGUUAUAGUAUAAGGGCAAAAUUGAUGUGAAACGUUAUAGAGGGGCGUGUUUGAUAACUUUGCAAAGUAGAGGGGCAAAUUAUACCUAUAACCCAAUGUAGAACAUCCAACGACAGAAAAAGAAAGAAAGUUUGGCAUUACUGUCGUGCUAUGGAAAAACGGUUCCUACUUGCUUUCAUGGUCUUGGACCCGACAUAUCGGCCGAAAUAUGUAAGUUUAUUUUUUUAAUAGGUUAACAUAAAUUCAUAUUUGUGUUAGUUGUGUUUGAUUGAAUUUGUUUUUUUAUCUAUAGCAUCAUCAAUAUAGAGAUAGUUUCUAAGAUAUGAUCAUGAUUUGUGAAUAGGUUUCUCAAUGAUCAUAAAUAACCAAUACAAUUACGGAAAAUUU
Linum trigynum is the source of this 2279-nucleotide messenger RNA. The record is from the annotation of a GenBank genome assembly. NCBI's taxonomy places the organism in Eukaryota, Viridiplantae, Streptophyta, Magnoliopsida, Malpighiales, Linaceae.